This is a messenger RNA of Diaporthe citri, 2418 nucleotides long. RefSeq lists its product as uncharacterized. Gene Ontology annotation, molecular function: ATP binding; cysteine-tRNA ligase activity. The record is from RefSeq and is a predicted model, not a curated record. Gene Ontology annotation, biological process: cysteinyl-tRNA aminoacylation. Gene Ontology annotation, cellular component: cytoplasm. The transcript has 2 exons. Bases 1 to 2418 code for a protein of 805 amino acids. Lineage: Eukaryota; Fungi; Ascomycota; Sordariomycetes; Diaporthales; Diaporthaceae.
AUGUCGGCAAAACAGCCCACCUGGACGCCUCCCAAGCCCCUCGCCGAUUCCGUCAAGCUGCCCGACCUAACCGUGUACAACUCCCUGACGCGCAAGAAGGACAAGUUUGUGCCCAUUGACCCGGAAGGAAAGACUGUGCUUUGGUACACUUGCGGUCCAACCGUCUACGAUGACGCACAUUUGGGGCAUGCGCGCAACUAUGUCUCCACGGACGUCGUCAGGCGCAUCGUGAGGGACUAUUUUGGCUUCAAUGUCAAGUUUGUCAUGAACAUUACCGAUAUCGACGACAAGAUCAUCCUGCGUGCGCGCCAGCAGCACCUGCUAGCGGACUUCCGGUCGGAGCACCCAACUGUCGACGAGACCGCCGUAUCUACGGCCAAGGCAGCUUUCACGUUCUACCUGAGGAAGAACCUACCACUCCUGUCUGCCGAGACGACUCCCGACUCUUAUAUUUCGGAGACAGAGAAAGCGUACGCACGGGUUCUGGAGGGGAAGGCAUUGGCAGGUGACAAUGAGACGCCCGGCGACAAGGAGGCUAAGCUGAAGAUGCACAUAAAUACCGCCAAGUCGGCCGCCACAACCCUCCAGAAAGCUUCCUCGCUUGGGGCCGACCAAUUCUACGAUGGCGCCGAGGACGUGCUACUGCCGUACUUGGACUCUUUGCACGGCUCUACAGUCGACUCGAAGGACUACGCCAUCUUCACGAAGCUGACCAAGAAGUUCGAGGAACGCUUCUUCGAGGACAUGCAUGCCCUGAACGUUCUGGACCCCGAGGUGCUGACCCGAGUCACCGAGUAUGUGCCUGAGAUUGUGUCUUUUAUUGAGAAGAUCAUAUCCAAUGGUUUUGCAUACGCGACGGCCGACGGCUCGGUGUACUUUGACAUCGCUGCGUUCGAGAGAUCAGGCCAUGCUUACGCCCGCCUCGAACCCUGGAGCAGGGGAGAUACUGCCUUGCAAGCAGACGGCGAAGGUUCACUCGCAUCGAAGACAACGGUGAAACGCAAUGACGCGGACUUCGCCUUGUGGAAGGCAAGCAAAGCUGGAGAGUUUUCAUGGGCCAGUCCCUGGGGUGAUGGGCGCCCGGGCUGGCACAUUGAGUGCUCGGUUAUGGCUUCCGAGGUUCUGGGCGAAAAGCUGGAUGUUCACUCUGGAGGUGUCGAUCUCCGGUUCCCUCAUCACGACAACGAGCUGGCACAAUCUGAGGCAUAUUGGAACAGCAAGGAGCAGUGGUCGAACUUCUUCCUGCACAUGGGGCAUUUGUCGAUUGCAGGGUCUAAAAUGAGCAAGUCACUCAAAAACUUCACCACGAUCAGGUCGGCGCUUGCCAAAGAAGAGUGGACCUACCGAAGUCUCCGUAUUGCAUUCUUGCUCGGGGCAUGGGAGAGUGGCAUUGAGGUGACGGACGAAAUCCUUCGCACGACUGCCUCCUUUGAGGACAAGAUGAACAACUUCUUCUACAAGAGUUCAGACAUUGCGAGGAAUCAGCAGAAUGGAAGCACCGCCGCUGCUAGCAACGGAUCCGAACGAUCAGAACACGAUCAGAAGGUGCUUGCUGCUUUGGGAAAGGCUAAGCAAGAAGUUGAUGCUGCUUUCUCUGACUCGUUCAACACGCCUGCGGCGAUGAGGGCACUUUCCGAGCUUGUGUCAGAAUUUAAUUCAGCGGCGACUGUUUCGGAUGAGACUACGCUAAUCCUUGCGCGAUGGAUGACAAGAAUCCUCACGAUCUUGGGUCUGGACGCAAAGGGCGACUUGAAAGACGAGUCCCGGGUAGCCUGGUCCGGUGUCGGUAUCCCCACAGAAGCGGAAUCAUUUGUGUACCCUGUUUCGCAACUGCGCGACCAAGUGCGACAAGCCGCUCGGACAAAAAACCUGGACCACGCUGCUCUGGUGCAAAUAGCGGAGAAGGUCAAGCCUGCAGGAUCGGCCGCCAGCGAGCCUGCGAAGAAAUACGAACAGGUGUUCACGCAAUUCCAAGCCGAUGUUCAGAAACUAGCCAGCGAGAAGGCACCAGCCAGCGACAUCCUCGCUCUUUGCGACCAGCUGCGCGACACUCGCUUAUGGGACCUGGACAUCUACCUCGAAGACCGCGACCCGCCACUGCCCGCCUUGGUCCGGCCUAUCGACAAGACCAUCAAGCAGGCCAGGGAGGAGCGUGAGAAAGCGGCCGCUGCCAGGGCCGCGCAAAAGGCGAAGAGGGACGCAGAGGAGGCAGAGAAGAAGAGGCAGCAGGAUGAGAAGGCAAAACUCAGUCACCUCGAGAUGUACAAGACAGAGGAGUACGCGGAGUGGGAUGAGAACGGCAUACCCACCAAGGACGCCAAGGGCGAGGAGGUCACCAAGAGUAGGAAGAAGAAGCUGCAGAAGGACUGGGAGAGGCAGAAGAAGCUGCACGAGGACUGGCUGAAGAGGCAAGGUUAG